GAGACUUUGACAAUGAAUGUGCUGAGGACACAUGUUUACAAUGAUGGGGAGAGAGGAAGAAUGGAGCUGCACAGGAUCACUAGACACUGAGAGUUUCUGAAUGAAGUAACCAAAUUCAAGAGAUGUUUUAUAAUUCUUCAAAAGGCGCAUGGUGCUGACAGACAAGGAAGCUCCCUAAGAAAAUCACUGCAGAAGGACAACAAAGAGGCACAUUGACCUGCAAUCAGUGUCAUGGGAGAAACAUGCAAACAGAUAUCAAAUGAGUUAUCACAAAAGCUGAUAGCCUUUGUUUUCUGACUUCAUUGUACUGUAACAAGGUCGACACGCCCACUCUGUUCCUUAACAAACUAACAAACGUGGGACAAGUGAUUAAAAGAACUGACAGAACAAACACUCCCCAGGGAUGACCAGUGCACAGCUGCUGCAAAAAACCUCACCAGAAGAGUCUGUGUUCGAUGCCCAGCUUUCCCACAGGAUGGCAUCCACUGUGUCCGCUGUACCCCGCGGCGUACUCGGGCCCUCGCCGACCCCUCCAGCCGUCUGGCCUCCACUGGACUUUGCUCUUGGCGCCCUUGCCUGCUGCGCUGCCUGUGUGUUCACCAAUCCCCUGGAGGUCGUGAAGACCCGUCUGCAGCUCCAGGGAGAGCUGCGUGCGCGGGGAUCCUACCAGAGACACUACCGCGGAGUCCUGCAGGCUCUCUGGGUGGUGGGCCGCACGGAUGGGCUCCGGGGCCUGCAGAAGGGGCUCUCUGUCGGGCUGAUGUACCAGGGUGUGAUGAACGGUGUGAGGCUGGGCUCCUACUCCUACUGUGAAGCUCUGGGUAUCACCUCGUUCCACGGGGGCAGUCUGCUUUCAGGGGCCGGGGCCGGGGCGCUGGGGGCCUUCAUUGCCUCUCCUGCAUACCUGGUGAAGACCCACCUGCAGGCUCAGACUGUGGAAACCAUAGCUGUGGGCCACCAGCAUAACCAUCUGGGAGCCUCUGAUGCCUUUGUUACCAUCUAUAGAAGAGACGGUUUAAUUGGUCUCUGGAGGGGAGUGAACGGGGCUGUGCCUCGCGUCAUGGUGGGAUCAGCUGCUCAACUGGCAACCUUCACCUCAGCCAAGGAAUGGGUGUCACAUUCCCAGUGGUUUAGUCCAAACAGUUGGCUCAUAGCUUUGAUAGCCGCCAUGAUCAGUGGAGUCGCUGUGGCGAUCAGCAUGACACCGUUUGACGUCAUCAGUACGCGGCUCUACAACCAGCCAGUGGAUGAGUUUCGUAGGGGGCGUCUGUAUCAUGGAUUUUCAGAUUGUAUGCUGAAGGUGUGCCAAGCCGAGGGCCUGCUGGGGUUUUAUAAAGGCAUGGGCCCUGUCUUCCUGCGUUUGGCCCCACACACAGUCCUCAGCAUGCUGUUCUGGGAUAUGAUGAGGCAACACACGGUGAAGGACAACCAGAGCCAGGGAAGGAGCUGAAACAUCCCAAUCAUCCUGUGUAUGAUAGACUGGACUCUGGACAUCCAAUUAAAAGCAAAUGUUUGACAUUUUGGUAAAUGUGCUUGUUCGCUUUCUCGCAGACAGUAAAUUAGCUGAUUUCUCAAAAUGUGGAACUUUUGCUCUAAGUGAGACUCACUCUUUCUGACACAUGUUGAACAAACUCUAACAAACAUUUUCAGGAUUUCUUAUCAUAUUUCUCAAAUAUAUAUGCUAUUCACUUUAAUACCUCAAAAGAUGAAUUUAAAAGCAAUGGGCCUUCAUGUGUUGGCCCACAGCAAAGCUGAGAGAGAAGUGAGACCCGUGUGCUUGCAGGCAUGUCAAUGGAGUGCCGACGAGAUGAAGAAAAAGACUGGAUAACUAAAACAUAAGCUCUGUGUUGUUCAUAGCCCAGUAUGGCUGCUGUCCCAGUUUAAUACAUAAUUCUAGUUGCCUUGUAUGUUUUAGUAAAGUAAAACAUCUGAUGGGAAUGUUUUUAUUUACUGAUAUAUUGAUUUGAGGUUUUUAUGUACAGAAAUUUAACCUACGGUUACUUCAAGCCUUUGUA
Messenger RNA from Anoplopoma fimbria (sablefish), 2015 nucleotides. It is a transcript of the gene slc25a34, whose product is annotated as solute carrier family 25 member 34. The record is from RefSeq and is a predicted model, not a curated record. The transcript has 6 exons. NCBI's taxonomy places the organism in Eukaryota, Metazoa, Chordata, Actinopteri, Perciformes, Anoplopomatidae. The coding region runs from base 404 to 1450 and encodes 348 amino acids.